This is a messenger RNA of Polistes dominula (European paper wasp), 2721 nucleotides long. RefSeq names its product RNA-binding protein MEX3B. Gene Ontology annotation, molecular function: RNA binding. The record is from RefSeq and is a predicted model, not a curated record. NCBI's taxonomy places the organism in Eukaryota, Metazoa, Arthropoda, Insecta, Hymenoptera, Vespidae.
AUAGAAAAGGAAGGAAAAAAUACAAUUUACAACUACGUACGUUAUUAUUAACGUUCGUUAUUUUUAUACGGUGCAUCGCUGCUUGCUUUUUCCUUCGCUCCUUCUCUUUCGUAGUACGCGCGCGAAAAUCGUUUUCAAAUAUCUCUCGUGUGUCGAGUGUACGCGAACGACGAACGUUUUUCAUUGGACGGACCAAAAGGGCCGCUCCGACUUUAAAAAUAUAUAACAAAAAAAAAAAAAGAAAGUGUGUGUUGGUGCGCGCAUCGAGGUGAAAAACAAAGAGAAGAAAUAGACGACCAGGAGUAAAAUCUCGGCUUCUAACGUUGCUAAAAGAAAAAACUAAGAACAUUUUUCAAAGUAAUAUUCAUCAAAGAGAUAUCAUCAAAAUGCCGACAAGUCUUUUUAGCGAUAUUGAUCGUUGUAAUGGGGUACCCAACUCCAUAGAAGAGCAACGAGCUCUUCAACUUGCGUUCGAGCUCUCGAUGCUUGGACUCGAUCAAAGCACGCCCGUAUGUCCCGGUACCGGAACAAGCGCGGUACCUGGUGCUAAUCCCGACCCGGAUCCUCUACAAAAUCCACCAAACAGCGUUUUCGAAGAGGCCCGUUCGAAAAAGAGCCAGAACAUGACCGAGUGCGUGCCGGUGCCCAGUAGCGAGCACGUGGCUGAGAUCGUCGGCCGCCAAGGCUGCAAGAUCAAGGCUUUACGGGCUAAAACGAACACGUACAUAAAGACUCCUGUACGUGGAGAAGAACCGGUGUUCGUGGUUACCGGACGGAAGGAGGACGUAGCGCGUGCUAAACGCGAGAUCCUCUCCGCGGCGGAACACUUUUCGCAGAUCCGAGCGUCAAGGAAAAGCACUUUGGGCGCACUUCUAGGUGGUGCUCCGCCCGGUCCCCCGGCUUCGGUGCCGGGACACAUUACGAUCCAGGUACGAGUACCGUACAGAGUAGUAGGUCUGGUGGUAGGACCGAAAGGAGCUACGAUCAAAAGGAUUCAACAUUCGACGCAUACAUACAUCGUAACACCUAGUCGCGACAAAGAGCCAGUCUUUGAGGUUACCGGGCUUCCUGAGAGCGUCGAAGCUGCUAGACGUGAGAUCGAGGGACACAUCGCCGUUAGGACAGGCACCGCUCUUGGUGAUGACGAUCUUUUGGGUGCUAUAUGUCGUGGCGGGCUUAGCUCAAUCCUUGGCUGUUUGGUACCAACGGGAACAACUCCUUGCAACGACUCAAACUCGAAUUCGAAUGACUCCAGCGUUGGUUUCUCCUCAAGUGGCAGUUGCAGCAGCUCCUCCAGCAGUACCGCAGGACAGGGCAUGCACGAUCUAGUAGCGAUAUGGGGAAGCAGCAUGGACAGAGACGAGGGCUUAGGCGAUUCCCCAUCUUUCGAAUCUCAGGCACCCACGGCCUCCUCCAUCUGGUCUUUUCCCAGCGUAACACUACCCUCGAGACCUUCGCCCCCGGCAUCGGCGAGUCCAGUGUCUCCUACGGAUUCCCUCUUAGGAGGCGUUACAGCCGGUAGUCGUCGCGAGUGCGUAGUCUGCGGCGACAAAGAGAUCACCGCCGCCCUCGUGCCCUGCGGACAUAAUUUAUUCUGUCUCGACUGCGGCAACAGAGUCUGCGAGAGCCCCAAUCCGAUGUGCCCCGCCUGUUCCAGGCCCGUUCGGCAAGCGCUUCGCAUCCUUUCAUAAACGCUCCCGCACGCUGCUAAUAACAAGCACGACGGUUGCGCACAAUCUCUCUAUUCCACUGCUGCCAAUAAAUAAUCUCUUACGCGCUAAGAACAUUUUCGACAUUUCUGAUAACAUUUCUGAUACGUCGUAUUGUUCUCAGUGCCCGAUCGGAUACAACGAAGUCAGUUUUUAAGUUUUAUCACACACACUGAGAGUAGAGAGUUAGUAAAAGAGUUUAAUACAGAGAGUAAGAGAGAGAGAGAGAGAGAGGGAGAAAGAGAGAGAGAAAGAAAAGGGGAGAGGAAGAGAGAGAGAGAGAGAGAAAAAGAAAGAUAGAGAAAAAAUUAAUAAUGCGUGUUAACUCACAUCGUCAUCACGUCCUUCUCUUCCGUUCUCAAUACGGGCCCAACGCUUUAGACCUAUGCCAACUUUUCUCGGCUUCUCUAGCCCUUCAUCAAAUAUUUUGUUUAUUUCAUUAAUUGCCAGCACUCUUAAGGAGCCCAAAACGUUACGUAGUAUCAUGAUUUUUAAACGUAAUCACGCGUUUUACAAAAUUCUUCUAAAGUUAAUAUUUCAAAAUCACCGAGAUAACUUCGAAAACGAUAAUUAAAAUUACCAAUUUGAAUAAAUAAAAAUUUGGAAAUGUUCAAUUUCGUAUCGUUCUCGAAGACCUACGCAAUUGUGAAAUUUUUCAAAAAUGUUCUGCUAUGAAUUUGAGUACGAAGCGAAGGACGAAGUGAGAACGAGGAUAUUAGCAUAGAAAGAUGAGUUUGGGAAAAAAGGUGAGGGAAUGAGGGGAGGAGGAGGAGGAAGAAGUAGAGAGGUAUAACAAGAGAGAAAUAUAUAUAUAUUCUACGAACCGAGAACGAUGCUUAAGUGUCCCUCAAAGCGCAACAUUGCUCGUAUGACGACUCGAAAAAUGCGCUCGUUCCACCCGGCAUCCCUCGCUACUAACACUAGUAUCUUACAUUUACAUAAGAGACAUAGCAAUAGAAAUAAUAAUAAUAAUAAUAAUAUUAAUAUUAAUAAUAACAAUAAUAAUAUAAUU